This is a messenger RNA of Pogoniulus pusillus (Red-fronted tinkerbird), 3587 nucleotides long. RefSeq names its product proline rich 5 like (gene PRR5L). Gene Ontology annotation, biological process: TORC2 signaling. Gene Ontology annotation, cellular component: TORC2 complex. NCBI's taxonomy places the organism in Eukaryota, Metazoa, Chordata, Aves, Piciformes, Lybiidae. The transcript has 9 exons. The coding region runs from base 252 to 1352 and encodes 366 amino acids. The record is from RefSeq and is a predicted model, not a curated record.
CGGAGCGGCAGCGCGGAGGAGAGCGGAGCGGAGCGGAGCAGUCGGCCCGCGCCCGCCCGGCGGGGGCUGCUUCAAUUCCGUCGUCUUGUCACGACCUGGUGCUGGUGAGAACUUGCUAGCCCAAGGCUGGCUGUGCUUUUGCGCUACUCUGAGUCCUUGGGUUUGAAGAUUCAUUGACAUCACUGAGACUGACACUUGGAUCUUCAAGAGAAGAGGUUUUCUGACAGCCCUAGCCCACUCCACCUGACCCUAUGACUGGAGGGUUCACCGUAGCUCCGUCCUUUGCUCUCCAGUUCCACAAGAUGGGCUCCUUCAGAAGGCCCCGACCUCGCUUCAUGAGCUCCCCGGUCCUUAGUGACCUGCCACGGUUUCAGGCAGCACGGCAGGCUCUGCAGCUGAGUUCCAACUCUGCCUGGAACAGUGUUCAAACAGCAGUGAUAAAUGUGUUCAAGGGGGGAGGCCUGCAGAACAAUGAACUUUACACCCUCAACGAGAACAUCAGACGGCUGCUGAAGAGUGAACUGGGAUCCUUCAUCACAGAUUACUUUCAGAACCAACUCCUUGCCAAAGGCUUGCUGUUUAUAGAGGAGAAGGUUAAGCUGUGUGAAGGUGAGGAUCGCAUUGAUGUCCUGUCUGAGAUCUGGGAUCACUAUUUUACAGAGACUCUCCCUACACUCCAGGCAAUAUUCUACCCAGUCCAGGGUCAGGAGCUGACUAUCCGUCAGAUUGCUCUUCUUGGCUUCAGAGACUUGGUCCUGCUGAAAGUGAAGUUGGAAGAAAUUCUCCCCCUGGUCCAGACAAAGCUCCCAGCUUCCAUUGUCCAGAUGCUGUUAAUUCUGCAGAGUGUCCAUGAACCCAGCGGCCCCACCAAGGGCUACCUACAGCUGGAAGAGCUGGUCAAGCAAGUGGUCUCACCAUACCUGGGGUUGUGUGAGGAUCACAGCUGCUCUGGCAGCACCUGCUUGCUUGAGAGGCGGCACUCCAGGUCCCGCCCGAAGACCGGAGCGCUGAGUUACUCAUCCCAGGUGGUGUCCAGCAGGCAGCCCAGCGAGACGCCCCUGACCCCACUGACAGAGCAGGAGGGGGAGGCCUACCUGGAGAAGUGUGGCAGCAUCCGUCGCCACACCGUCGCUAACGCCCAUUCGGACAUCCAGCUGCUGGCCGUGGCCUCCAUGAUGCACACGGGAAUGGUGGCCGAGGAGCCGGACAGCGCCGACAAACGCCUCCUCCUGCAGCCCGGUUUUAGCCACAGGCAGUGCUCCAGCGAGCCCAGUAUUGCUGAUGGGCCAGAGGCAGGCCUGGCAGCAGGCAGGCAGGAGCCCGCGGAGCUGAGCUGCACGUUGGUCAGCUAGAAGAAGGCUCGAGAGGAGAGAGCUGGGCAGUGCCGUGUCGUCGCUGCUGGGAAGGGAAGACAAGUGGGAGCUCUGCUCGUGUCGGUGAAAUGGCUGGGGAGGACCUCAUGUCUUCUGGGCAGUGCUCUCCAGAUUUCUUUUUCUUGCCUGUUUGGGCUCAUUCUUGGUGUGGAGAUACCAGGCUGCUCCUGAAGGCGAGCUGAGGGCUGCAAAGGUUCCACUGUUGAAUAGCACAUGUUGAAUAGCCUUCUGUGAGCUUUCUUCCUCCACUGCUGCAAACACAGCCUCAGGUUUUUCUCUGGUUCCUUGGUAGGAUGCAAAUUGGCCUCUUUCUGCUUUUCUCUGCCUUUCCCAGCUUUCUGCUGCUUGUUUGCUCUUGGUUCCUGUCGCAGAGAGCUGGGUGCUAGACAUUCUCUUUGCUUCUGGGGCGGUUGUGGCGGAGGGGACUGCAUUUUUCUCUUGCAGUGGAACUCAGGGAGGAAAGCAUUUGCAUCCUGCUCAGGUGGCUUGUGAGAGAAGAUCCUUGGGUUUGUCCUCCCACCGACAUGGAUGAAAAGUCCAAAUCUAAAGAAAUCAGACUUGGUUUUGUUGCCCAGACCUGAAGAGGACUGAGUACAUGUGGGGUUCCCGAUGAGGACUUCAUAUGUGUUUCAUUUGGUUGCAGUCAUCUUUAGUGGGGGGCAUUGUGUAAAUGGGGUGCAAAAGGAGGGGUGGGGUUUUAAAUGGAGGACAAAAUACAGUCCUAUGCAUCCUUGCGUUUGGCACCAAUUCGCUUUCAGUUCUUCAGUGGUGGUAGACUGCAGCGAAAGGAAAAGUCUCGAUGGAUUCCCUUGGGAAGGAGACUCCAGGCAAAGUCUGCAGCUGUGCAGGAGACAUCAAGGUGCUUCUUAGCACUGGGCUGUCACAAUUCCAGAUGGGAGGUGCCAAGCAGGGUUUCAUCCUUGGGCUGUUCUGGUACUUCUAGCACUUGUGCAUUUCAUAAAACCAUAGAAUGGUUUGGGUUGGAAAGGACCUCCAAAGGUCAUUCAGUCCUACUCCUCUGCACUCAGCAGGGACAUCUUCCCCUAGAGCAGGUUGCUCACAGCUUUAUCCAGCCUCACCUUGCAGAUCUCCAGGCAUGGGACCUCAACUCCCUCCCUAGGAAACCUGUUGCAGUGUCCCAGCACCCUCCUGGUGCAGAACUUGUUCCUCACAUCCGAUCUCAAUCUGCUCUGCUCUCAUUUCAAACCAUUUCAAGGCCAGGUUCUGCCGCCCAGGCGUGCUUGUGUUGAAAAGCAGAGAUUGAGUUGUGCUGGCUGCCUGCUCCUUGGAGUCCAGCAGAGGCCAGGGAGAUGCAGCUUCAAGCAGUCUUUCCUUCAGGUGGACUCCAGGACAAGUUCCCCUCCUAUUCAUAAGCUGGACUGACCAGGCCAACUCAUUCAUUGCCAUCUGCCCCAGGGCAGCUGUGGAUCCUGGUGGAGCUUCAGAAUCACUCUGGUAGACAGCCAGAGCUAGCAGACCAUGCUGGUCUCAUCUUGGCACAGGACCUCUGUGUGGGGCAGAUGAUGGCAGCCUGCUCAAGAGGCAUUUCUUGCAGAAUCACAGAAUGGUUUGGGUUGGUUGGAAAGCCCUUUCAGAUAGAGUCCAACCUUUAACUCUACCCGGGCUGGUGCUAACCCAUAGCCCUCAGCACCAACACCUCUGCCUCUUGGAAACACCUCCAGGGACAGGGAUUCAACCACCUCCCUGGGCAGGUUGAGAACCCUUUUCAGCAGCCCCUUGCAGUGAUCUAAAGCCUUGCCUUGGUCACAGUGGGGCCUGUGACCUUUCUUGAUUACACAUUUUAAAGGGUUUUAAGGAAGUGACCAACCUGCAGCAUUUCAGUUUGCUCUCAUGAGUGCUCUUCUUCCUGUUCUGUAACCCAUCUGCUUGCUGCAGGUACUCCAACAUGUGCCUUAGUGAGCAGUGCCCUCUAUCAGAGGGAAAGUUAGAAGGAUUUCUUUAUUUCCUGACCUGUUCUUGCAUGGUCUUUAGAGCUGACAGGCAUCCAGCCCUGGUUUUAACUUGAAUUUCUGUUGUGGAUGUAUCAUUGGAAUUAUUUGGAUUUUGUGUCUGUUCUUUCACAAAACUUUGCACUGAGCCUCUCCAAACCAUGCACUUCCCAAGAUGUUUUGGGUUUGAAGGAGAAUUAAAGCUGCUGACCUAACUUUUGUUAACUGAAGGGAAAAGAAAAUAGCCUCUUCUGUAAACCACACA